AUGAUUCAUUGGCGAGAUGUAAUACUCGCUGUUGAGGCGGCAGUCGCGCGGAGCACGCAGGAAGGCAAAUCUGGUUGUCUGAACACGCAUUGUCCGUAUCCGUCUUGGUGCCUGCUACAAGGAGAGCAGACAGCGUUAUCGAUCGCGGAGGUUGAUGAGGAGGAGGAGAAUCACGAGAUCAUUGUUUUCUGCUCUUGGCUUGUGCGGGAAUGUAACGAGUUACGAGCGUCUGGACCUGGUCCUGGAAGCCAGAUGAGGCAUGGCAUCUCGGCGAAAAUGCAUAGCAAUAGUGGCCAUGCCACGCGAGUGACAUGCUUCUUCCUGAACACACUCUCAGUGAGGAAGGUCGAGGAAGGCUCUAGCGUGCAUCGCGACCUCGGCUCAUCAGCCUCAUCUCUUCGCACCUCACACUGCACAGAAUGGUCCAACCUCGUGUUCCAAGCCCUUGCCAACUCACAAUGUCUCCAGACAGGUGUAUUCCAGUCCACUGAGUUCGAAUAUGUAGUUUUUAAGCCGCUGCAGGCAAUAUUUUCCUCCGCCCCUCGUCAGCCACAUCGCCAAGCCUCACACAAAUUGCUGGACAUCGACCUUCUCUUCUGCACCGAUCAGCCGCUCCGUGCUGCCCCAGGCUGGCGUUCGUCAAGACUCCAACCUUCAGCAUUGCUGAGUGAGUUCUGUCACCUCUCUAUGGGACUAUGUGGACUCUGGCUCACGCUCACACCAUUGAGACACGUACUCAAUCAGUCCAGAUCAGUCGUGCUGUCCAUGGGACCUCAAGUAGGAGGUCGAGCGAUUGAAAGAGGUUCUAUGACUAUGGCCAGAACUGAUGGUCGUUACUGUAUGGGUCGAAGGUUUCGAGAAGGACUGGCUCACUUCACUUGGCGCGGAAAGGUGCAUCACGUCGCCACGGGCGUCUUGAAGGCGGUUUGUAGCUUCACGAAUGGGAUGAAUACCACGAUUGCCAUAAGCGAGCCUGCAACUGAACUUCGGGCACUGCGAACUCGUGUUGACCAGCUGGAACAGCGGGUGAUUUACAGCCUCGAGAUGGAUUUCCAUGAGUCAACAGGAAGGCGUGCACAGGGUUUGCGUCUUGACAUGGAUCGCCAAAUUGAAGUUUUGAAGCGACGCCUGACCCUUCUACUGGAAUAUGCCAACGUCGAGGCUUCACAGUUGGAACGAGGCCUGCUCGAUGCACAAAUCCGGUGGUCCCAGUCUCAUCAGCCUGUAACAGGAGAGCUGACAUGUUCCACGCCGAAGCAGCAUGCUCUCGGCGGCUUUGUUGAGGAGACACACUGCACUUCUGGACGCAAGGGAAGAAGCGCGGGGAUCAGAGCCUGCGUAACAAGUCCCCAGAAGAAGAUGGGUGUGGAGGAGUGGGUGCGGUAUCGAAUAGUCGAAGCUUUUGAGAAGCAGGGUAUGGGAGGUAUUCAAGGCUUAGAGGGAAAGGCGGAAGGUGGAAAGUCACAGGUCGCAGGAAGUCCACAAAAGAAGCCUGGGAAGGACGUUGCGAUUCUGCCAUUGCAUCUGCCAAGAGGACAAACACAAGAUGAGAAGAAUCUGGCGAGUAUCGAAGAUGUCAAAGGCUCUCCGUAUCACUCAAGACCAGCUGCACGUUCGAUCCUACACCAAAAACUCACACUGUACAAAUGGCCUCCUAACCCGCAGUUCCCCAGGAGUGUAGUGGACACGCAGACAACAACAUCUAUGCUCAAUGCCAAAUCUCCCAUACCACCGUCCGAGCCGGACUCGGUGAGAUGUAGAAGUCCGCUCUAUAGUGUGCAUACAUUCUAG
Pseudocercospora fijiensis CIRAD86 is the source of this 1791-nucleotide messenger RNA. RefSeq lists its product as uncharacterized. The record is from RefSeq and is a predicted model, not a curated record. The transcript has 21 exons. Lineage: Eukaryota; Fungi; Ascomycota; Dothideomycetes; Mycosphaerellales; Mycosphaerellaceae. Bases 1 to 1791 code for a protein of 596 amino acids.